Molecule: messenger RNA, 2975 nt
Organism: Spodoptera litura
Lineage: Eukaryota; Metazoa; Arthropoda; Insecta; Lepidoptera; Noctuidae
Gene: Fatp3
Product: Fatty acid transport protein 3
Biological process (GO): long-chain fatty acid import into cell; long-chain fatty acid metabolic process
Cellular component (GO): plasma membrane; endoplasmic reticulum membrane
Molecular function (GO): long-chain fatty acid-CoA ligase activity; long-chain fatty acid transmembrane transporter activity
Source: RefSeq, a predicted model, not a curated record
UCUCGUUUAGAGAGCAAAGCGCGCUGCCCGUGGACUUGUGUGCUAGUGAUUACGUUAUCAGUCCGUUCAAAUUUGUUUAGCCAAACAACUAUGCACAAAGACAAAUGAAUGUACCAGGAUGACAGAAAAGACAGGCGUACGUUUUGAAGAGGCGGAGAAGAAGAAGGGAGUUAUUCUGACAUCAAUAGCAGUGUCAUGUGCGGCAUUGGGAUGGUUAACGCGCGGUUGCCCAACUGUAAUGGGCGCUGUAGCCCUAUUGGGCACGUAUUUUUUAACUGGAGAUAGAUACCAGUGGAUCUACAUUUGGAAGCAGACGCAUUACAGGGAUUUUCUAGGUCUGCGUGUCCUUCUAUACACAAUAUUCAGGAUAUGGAUGUGGGAGCGUCAAGGCAAGACGGUGGUCACGAGGUGGGCCGAUGUGGCUCGAAUGAGCCCGAACAAAAAGGCCUUUGUCAUGGACAAUAGGGCUCUCACGUUCCGCGAGGGUGAUGAAUUCAGUAACCGCAUAUCCUGGUACUUCAAGCGAGCAGGAUAUAAGCCUGGUGAAGUAAUCGCCUUGUUGAUGGAGACGCAGCCUGAGUAUGUGUUCCUAUGGCUCGGUCUGGCCAAGAUCAGGGUGACCACUGCACUGAUCAACACCAACUUGAAGGGCAGUCAACUGAUACACUGCCUCAGGAUAGCUGGCUGCAAAGCUGUUAUCUUCGGAGAUGAGAUGUCGGAAUCUGUAAAAGAGAUCCAAUCAGAGAUUCCAGACAUCCCACUCUUCCAAUACAACUCCCCGGACAGGGAGAAGGCUCCUUUCGUCCAGGGUACAGCACAUUUGUCCGUUGAGCUGAAGGAAAUGUCCACAGAGCCUGUCAUUGAGACUGAGCAGGCGAAACCAAGAGACACGCUCUUGUAUAUUUAUACUAGUGGGACUACUGGAUUCCCUAAGGCAGCUAUUAUUACAAAUAUUAGAUACCUGUUGAUUCCACUAGGAGUGCAGAGCUCAGCGCAGCUCACUCCAUCCGAUGUGAUAUACGACCCACUACCUCUUCACCACACGGCGGGCGGAGUACUAGGCGCAGGUCUUGCUAUAGUUUCAGGGUGUACAGUUGUGCUUAGGAAGAAGUUCUCCGCUUCCAAUUAUUGGAGUGAUGCUGCUAAAUAUGGAUGCACGGCCACUCAGUACAUUGGUGAGAUCUGCCGCUACCUUCUCGCAGUGCCUCCUGGUCCUAACGACCGCGCUCACAAAGUCAACGUUAUCUUCGGCAAUGGACUAAGGCCGCAGAUAUGGGAAGAGUUUGUUAAAAGAUUUGGCAUCAAAAGGGUCAUGGAGUUCUAUGGUGCUACUGAGGGAAACAGCAAUCUUGUAAAUCUUGAUUCAAAAGUGGGAGCCAUUGGUUUCUUGAGUAGGAUAUUCUCAACGAUUUAUCCUCUUACUUUAGUCAAAUGUGAUGAGAUUACUGGUGAAAUCCUGCGAGACAGUAAUGGCAGAUGUAUUACUUGCGGUCCUCAUGAACCAGGUCUUCUGUUAGGUAAAAUUGAUGCGAAAAAAGCAAUUCUGACAUUUGCGGGGUAUGCUGACAAAACCGCUUCAGAAAAGAAGAUGGUACGCAAUGUGAGAAAUGAAGGUGACUGCUAUUUCAAUACAGGCGAUGUUCUUGUAAUGGAUCAUUAUGGGUACUUCUACUUCAAGGACCGAACUGGAGAUACAUUCAGGUGGCGAGGUGAAAAUGUAUCAACUGCAGAAGUAGAAGGAGUCAUCAGUUCAUUGGUUGGACUGAAAGAUGCUGUAGUUUACGGAGUCAAAGUACCUAACACAGAAGGAAAAGCAGGAAUGGCAGCUAUCGCUGAUCCAGAGAGAACUUUGGACCUGGCCACACUAGCCAAAGGUCUUCGUUCCUCACUGCCAGUAUUCGCUCGACCUCUUUUCAUCAGGAUCUUGCCAGAAUCACCACUUACUGCCACUUUUAAGCUCAAGAAGAAAGAGCUGAUGGAACAAGGUUUUGAUGUAGAAAUUGUAAGCGAUCCAAUGUAUUUUAUGGAUCAAAAGACCGGAGAAUAUGUUCCUUUAACUCAGAAGCUGUUUGAUGAUAUCAUGCAGGGUUUAGUGAGACUGUGAUUAUGAAUGCCAAAUGUUGGAAGGUGUCUAGAAAAUGUCGGGUUGCCAUCAAAUGGAUUGUACUGCAGCAAUCGAACGCAGUUUUUUCAUUGUUAGUCAAUUUCGUGGCAGUCUUCUGUAUUCUUUUAAGAAUGAGUGUGUCUAUAUAUUGAUUUUAUAACUUAUAAGCAGACUGCUUUACUAAUUAUUAGUUUUUCCUACAAAAUCAUUACUGUAUAAAUUAUGUUAUUGAAAUUAUUUCAACUAUGAUACGUUAUGUGUAAAUUAUGCUGAUUAUAAUAGGUAGUUCUUAUCAUCGAAUAACACGGGGCUAGCGACGGAUAUGGUUAAUUUAUAAAAUUGGGGUCAGCAGAGGACGUUGUAAAUAGGGAUAACCACUAACCAGGGCAUUUUUGGAAUUUGUAUUAAUUUAGGAGCAGGAAGACUGUUUCCUAUCAGUCAAUAAGUUUUUUUGUGAUUCAUGUUUUAUUGGUGACAAAGGCUGUGUAAAAAUAUGUUUGAAGUACUAGGACAUCAUAGACGGUGAGUACUAUGAGUUUUGGUAGAAAGAAAAAUGUAUGCACGAUCAUCGCAAACAAAAGUUGAUGAUUAGGUUUCCUUCUACUAUAUUUGUAUAUAUUUGUAUUUUCUACUAUAUUUGUAAGAAUACAAAACAAAAUCAUAGAUGUAAUUUUAUAUCAAAAUCAUUAUUUGAGGCAAAGUUAAACAUAUCAAGUAUAUUUUAUACAAUUUACAAUGAAUUUUGAACUAAAAUAUUGCGGUAAUUAGGGAGAUUUUUGUCCAACGAAGAAUCUCAAUGUAAGCACUAGGUAAUUUACAUGCAUUUGUAAAGAUAAUAAUGGAAAAUUAAAAUGUAUAUGUCUAAUAACGA